This is a messenger RNA of Acaulospora morrowiae, 305 nucleotides long. Lineage: Eukaryota; Fungi; Glomeromycota; Glomeromycetes; Diversisporales; Acaulosporaceae. The record is from the annotation of a GenBank genome assembly.
CUGGAGAAGAUCCUGAAAAAUAUAUUAGAAAUUUUAGGCAAUAUUGUAAAGUAUUUGAACUUGAUCCACUUGCAGAUGCUCGAACCAAAGUAAGAACUCAUGGAUUUUUUGAGACUUGUUUGAAAGUUAUUAAUGGAUUAGCUAAUAAUAAUGCAUUACGUAAUAUCAAUGCUAAUCAGUUUAAAGGUGGAGCUCUUCAAAUAAGAAAUACAGUUCCAGCUAAUAACAAUGCAAUUGCUAUACCAUUAGUGCCAGCACAUACUGAGGUAAUACUAUUUUCCCUGAUAUUCGUAUUGGAUAAGUAA